Molecule: messenger RNA, 1090 nt
Organism: Cadophora gregata
Lineage: Eukaryota; Fungi; Ascomycota; Leotiomycetes; Helotiales; Ploettnerulaceae
Exons: 1
Coding region: 256-867 (203 amino acids)
Biological process (GO): regulation of lipid metabolic process
Cellular component (GO): mitochondrion
Source: RefSeq, a predicted model, not a curated record
CUCGCAGAAGUUAACCAAAUGUGCAGAAAUGUCGAUAUAAAUUUUGGACAAUGGGCUUGCAAUAUACACGCAGGACGAUUGAUUCCCCAAGUCGAUGAAACAGUUGUGUUCAAAGGCGACUUCAGAGCAUCGAGCCAAGCGUCUUGGAUGGUAGACUUCUCUUGAGCAGCAUGGUCCCUCUUCCACUCUUCAAACUCGGAGCCCUCUUCGUGAGGCAGAUCUCGAAAUAUGGCGCCGUGAGUUUACGAAUAGGAGAUGAGAAAAAGCUCCGAGAUGGAAGCUAAUUUGUGCCAGAAUUACAUCAAAUCCCAAGCCCAUGACCACCCUAAAUUUCGAACCUAUGCUGCACGAUAUGGACAGACCAUCCACCAGAUCAACAUGCGAAUGACAGUCAAGCUGCUGAAAGACUCUGCAGCAGAGAAACGAGCCAAAGAGAAAGCAGAAGCUCCUACGGUCAAAACGGAAGAGCAGACACGGCAUGAUGCGGAACAAAAGGAGAAGAAUGCCCAGAAGGAAAAGACGGCAAAUCAAGAGGCGUCGAAGAGCAUAUGGAAGCGAAAAUUUAGACCACUACCAGAAGCUAAAGCUGUGGAUUUGUUCGCAGAUGUUAUUGGAGAUACCUUCGUUCUCCUCGUUGCUGGUGGUUUGAUCAUUUACGAGUAUGUCAGGUCUAAAGGCAAACCGGACGCCAAUGCAGAGAAGAUCGCCGAGUUAAAUCUGAAGCUGGAGGCAUUGGAUGCUCGAGAGAAGCAGUUGGAAGAAUCAGAGAAGGAGCAGCAGACUCGGGUUGAAACCCUGGAGCAAGCAAUCGAGGAGAUGAGAAAAGCAAGCAGCGGGAAGAAGUCCUUGGCAUUUUCUCGCUCAUGAAGCAAUAGCAGCCUCCAUAGGUGCUUGCUUCAAGGAUGAGCCAAAGAAGCGUAUUAAGCUUCAAAUGGCACAUCGUUGUUACAAAUACGAUGCCCUAUUGUAAGAAUAGAUGGGUAUUCCAUGCCACCAUACUGCGGUUCGUAUAGAAAGGAUAUGCGGAAGGGCAAAGACAUUCUUCCUGCCGCCUGUAUAAUCAACUCUCCAUAGAAGAAAAUCUCCAAGA